Molecule: messenger RNA, 2474 nt
Organism: Balaenoptera ricei (Rice's whale)
Lineage: Eukaryota; Metazoa; Chordata; Mammalia; Artiodactyla; Balaenopteridae
Gene: PHLDB3
Product: pleckstrin homology like domain family B member 3
Exons: 16
Coding region: 249-2177 (642 amino acids)
Source: RefSeq, a predicted model, not a curated record
GCUGCUGGGAAGGGGGACAGAGCAGCCUCUCUCUCCUCACUCUUCCCCAGCCACCUGUCUAGUGGGCAGAAACUGCAGCGCCGGAGCGCAGAAGGGAGCGCGCUGAAGCCUGAGCCGGCCCAGCCUCCGGAGCGCUCUCCAGAGCUUUCGGGCGGGGCUCUGAGCCCUCCUGGGCCCCGCCCCCACGCUACCGGGCCACGCCUCCCGAACUCUAGGCUCCGCCCACCCGGUCGGAGUCCGCAGAGGCCAUGGGGACACGGAGCAGCCCGGACGAGGGGACCCUGCCGCCCGCGGUCCCCGAGUGCGACGCGGAGGUCCGAUCUCAAGGGGCCGCCCCGUCCCGGGAGCUCCCCGAGGACUCCCGCGAGCAGGAGGUGCCCGAGGCCGCAGCAGAGCUUCCGAGCGGCCACGGAGCUGAGCAGCAGGCGGAGGAAGAGGAAGAAGUGGGAGAAGGCAGCAGCACGGAGAGCAGCCGCGAUGCGGUGGAGGCUUCGCCUUCCGUUCAGAUCCCGGCCACGCCACCCGCAGCCUCUCAGGCUGGGGAAGGGGUGCGAGGGGCGGCGCGGCGGCUUCAAGCCCAGCAGUUGGAGGCACUGACUCGCGUGGCUUUGAUGGAGCAACGAGUGAAGGAGCUACAGCGUCAGAGGAAGGAACUGAGGAUCCAGAUGGAGGUGGAGGUGACCCUGCUUCGGUGUGAGCUGGCUGGGGAGCGAGUGGCCGUCUGGCGGGAGGAGGAGCAGCUCUGGGAGCUGCUGGGGCAGCAGGUGGACUCAGAAAAGGGCGGCCGAGAGCAGCACGAACAGGCGCAGAGGCACCUGAGCCAGGAGCGGGAUCGUGUGGAGGGUCUUCGCCAGAGACUCCGGGAGGCCCAGGGGCAGCUCGACUUGCAGCCGGGAGACCAGCGUGAGCGGCUUCUGCAGGGAGUGCAGGAGAUGAGGGAACAGCUGGCUGUGGCCGAGCAUGCCUACGAGGACCUGGAAUUCCAGCAGCUGGAACGAGAGAGCCAGCGGGAGGAGGAGGGUUGGGACAGUCCCAGGGCCCGGGCACCGGGCCCCAAGGUCCAGGAACUCCAGGCCAGCGUGGUGCAGCACAGGCGCCGGAUCCAGGUCUUGGAGGAGCAGCUCAAGUCACUGGGGAAGCAGAUGGCAGCUGAGAGCUGGGGGCUGAGCCAGAAGAAGGAGGAGGCCCUUCAGGCCCUGACCCAGGAACGGAGCAGACUGCUCAAGCUCAAUUGCCUUCAGGGAACCCCUGGCGGGGACUUCUCUGAGCCAGGACAGGCCCUCACCAAGCUCCUGUUCACCCAGAAGACAGACCGCCAGUUGCUGGUUCUCCAGGACCCCACUGCCCACGCUACCGCCGCCACCUCUUCCUGCCUCUUCUCCGUUCACGGCUCCCUCCAGGGCUCCAUUGGCCUCCAGAGGACUGGAAGCCUGCCCCGGAAGAGGGGAGAGAGAGUGAGCCAGAGGGGAUCCCCCCGGCCUCUGUCCUUCUUUUGUACUGGAGCCCUGGAGGCCUCGGCCCUCCCGCCAGCAGCCGGAGACUCCGGGAGACACCCCCUCUAUCAGCUGCUGAACUGUGGCCCCAGAAAUAUUUGUGGGGCCCUCCACCCGGACAUCGCCCGCACGGAACGGCUCCUGCGGCAGGCUGUGGCAGAGAGGGAGCGGCUGCUCCAGGCCAGGGAAGGGACCAGAAGGAGCACGGAAGGCGCCUCAGACCCCCCUGUACCUGCCAUCAUGGCCCCGCCCACAGCCCCAUCCCGCCCUCCUGGUCCUCGGGUCUUGGAUCUCCGGCAACACCUGGAACGCUGGGGCCACAACCCGGAAAGCUGCCCGCACAUACGGGUGUCCGGGGGCUGCUGCCGCGGACCCCUGGUGAAGAUGGGAGGCCGCAUCAAGACCUGGAGGAAGCGGUGGUUCUGCUUUGACCGCCAGGCCCGCCGCCUGGCCUACUACACAGACAAAGAAGAGACCAAGCUCAAAGGCGUCAUCUACUUCCAGGCCAUUGAGGAAGUCUACUACGACCACUUACGCUGUGCCUUCAAGAGCCCGAACCCUCGCCUAACGUUCUGUGUCAAAACCUACGAACGCCUUUUCUACAUGGCGGCGCCAAACCCAGAGGCCAUGCGCAUCUGGAUGGACGUCAUCGUGACAGCGGCGGACGAGAACCACGCCCCCUGAGUGAACAUACCCUCUCAGGGGGACGUCCCAGCGAGGCUCUGCCCCGCACGCGCUGCCUCGAAGCCACGCCCACUGCUGGAAAUCCUGGGCCAGCCCCGUUGGAACUCUCCCGGGAAUUUUGUGGGCUCGGCGGCUCGGCAGGUCUGAGCCGCGCAGUUCUGGGCUGCAGGUGUCUUCCCCGGACGGGAAGCCAGCCCCUGAGGCUCUGCCCCGGGUGGGAGGAAGGUUGCGGGGGCUGGAAGGAACUAUUUAUUGGUGCUCCUGCGAUACCGAAUUAAACUUGGAGGAAAAACAGUG